Mycena indigotica is the source of this 939-nucleotide messenger RNA. Its product is annotated as Transcriptional factor IIA alpha/beta subunit. The transcript has 5 exons. Gene Ontology annotation, biological process: transcription by RNA polymerase II; transcription initiation at RNA polymerase II promoter. The record is from RefSeq and is a predicted model, not a curated record. Bases 1 to 939 code for a protein of 312 amino acids. NCBI's taxonomy places the organism in Eukaryota, Fungi, Basidiomycota, Agaricomycetes, Agaricales, Mycenaceae. Gene Ontology annotation, cellular component: transcription factor TFIIA complex.
AUGCACCGAAUGAGGCAGAGGACAAUAUUUCCACCCAAAAUUAGCUUUCAGAGACAAUGCUCUCUGGGUGGAGUUUGUCACAGAGCUGCGUGUUUGUCAGCCCGUCGCUCCUUUCUUCCGACCACCAUGUCGAAUAAAGUCGUGCCCAACAUCUACCGCGCUGUCAUUGACGACGUGAUAAACGCGCUCAAACCUGAGUUCGAGGAUUAUGGGGUAGACGAUAGCAUUCUCGAGUUGCUCCAGCACAAAUGGGAGUCCAAAAUGAUCGCAUCCCGCGUUGCCGACUUCUCGAAUGCGACCGAAGGCCUCACUGCUACAAGUCAAAAGCCACAGCAACCGCAAAUUCCGGUGCUUGCUGCCCCUCAUUAUCCGACCUACAUUCCUCCCAAUGCUGCGUCUCAAGGACGUGUUCAGACCCAGCCAAUCAAGCCAGAACCUCUUGACGCUCGGUUCGGUACCCCUCAGUACCAGCUCCCGCCUCUCCCGGGUCCGACUCUUCCUUCUCAUCUCGCAUUUCCUUCAGCAAUACCACAUCUCCAACACCCCGUCGGUCAUCCCGUCCAAGGUCAACAAAUGUAUCGCAUCAAUCAAGUCGACGGUCCCAGUGCCUCUUCUGACGAAGAAGACUACGAUGAAGAAGUUCCAAUAGGGCCUCCGAGACCGGCACAUCCCUCUGUUUCCGUGCCGGCUCCGUCAAAGAGUAAUAUCAGCGAGGAGGUCGACCCAGAAGCCAUCACAAGUGAUCUGGAUGACUCAGACACGGAGAACGAAGAGGACAAGGAGGACGCCAACGCCGUUGUGACGGAUGUGGUGUUUUGUACCUAUGACAAGGUUGCAAGGGUAAAAAACAAGUGGAAAUGUGUCUUGAAAGACGGCAUGAUUCACACUGGUGGAAAAGACUUUUUGUUUGCCAGGUGCACUGGAGAGUUUGAGUGGUAG